AUGAGCGCGAACGGUGUAGCCAACGGAGACGAGCCCGACUGGUUGCACUCGCUCUCUCCCUCCAAUGCAGCCUGCAUCCGCCGCCUGCUCGCCCUUCCGUCCGCACCAUCCUUCGCCCAUGUCCCCACGCGCAAGCAAGCGGCGGUAGCAGCCAUCCUCUACGAGUCGUCCUCCUCAGAGCUGCGCGUCAUCAUGUCCACUCGUGCCCUUCAUCUCCGCUCGCAUCCCGGUCAAGCCUCCCUCCCCGGUGGCAAGGUGGACUCCUCAGACCGGUCCGUGGUGGAAACAGCGUUGCGGGAGAGUGUCGAAGAAAUCGCUCUCCCCGCUCGGUCCGCAGUGCACGUCCAUACCGGCUACCCCUUCUUGAGCAAGAUGGGCCUUCUCGUGCAUCCCGUGGUGUUCUUCCUCAAGAACGGCGAGCAGAUCCUGCCCAAGCUCCGAGCGAGUCCCUCCGAAGUGGCCGAUAUCUGGACCACCCCGCUCGUCGCAUUUCUUUCGUCUGUUGCACCCAAAGGAGCACCUCUAUCAGAUCCGAGCAGCGUAGACAAACACCGCCCACCACAGGAAGUCUUUCGCACCUACACAGACAUCCCCUGGCUCGGAGCAACGUAUCGUCUUCAUCGGUUCAGGUCGAGUCAUCAGCUCAUCAAGGGCUUGACGGCGGAUGUGCUCAUUAGUGUAGCGCAAAAGACCUUCGGUGAAAAGGCGAGAUACAAGGUCGAGGCGGAAGGCCAAUGGAGUUGGGAACGGAUGGUACAGUUGGUGGUCAAGAGGUAUACGGGCGAGAGGAGGCCAGAGCAGAGGUGGGGGGAUGGCGAGAGCGGGGAUAAGCAGGGCAGCUCGGAGGCGUUCGAGACGUUUGUUGGGGUCGAUGAGGAGGAGGAGAAGGAACAAGAUGUGAGUGUGUAG
This is a messenger RNA of Kalmanozyma brasiliensis GHG001, 909 nucleotides long. Its product is annotated as NUDIX hydrolase domain protein. Bases 1 to 909 code for a protein of 302 amino acids. Gene Ontology annotation, biological process: coenzyme A catabolic process. Gene Ontology annotation, molecular function: acetyl-CoA hydrolase activity; coenzyme A diphosphatase activity. NCBI's taxonomy places the organism in Eukaryota, Fungi, Basidiomycota, Ustilaginomycetes, Ustilaginales. The record is from RefSeq and is a predicted model, not a curated record. The transcript has a single exon.